AUGGGUAAUGUUCCAGGAAAGAUAGAUGGCCCGCAAGAAGCCGGAAUCAGAAAACAGCAGCGGUCGGAAUCCCUGAACCUGGGCAACCAAGUGCCGAAGAAUGGGAUUCGUAACCGAAGAGCUACAUCUUUGGUGGGAAAUUUAUUAAGUGCUAGUGGGAGAGCCAGAUCAGAUUCAUACAAUGGAAGUAGUUCGAAUCCAUAUAAGAAGAAGUCUGCUAAAGAGAAAGAGAAGGCUAGAGAGAGACAUGCAAGACAUUUAGUCGUGAACUAUAACGAGACCGUUGACGGUGGGUUUUUGGCACCUUUUGGGUGUUACAACUUUGAUAAAUUGGAUUAUGACGCGGAAGUAGUGAAGGCUUUGAUCAUAGAUAGGAGACUAGCUCCCUUUUACACGCCGCUGCAGGAGUUUGACGAGUCAUGGACACGCGAAGAAAUCAUCAAGAUUGUGGACGGUUUGCCCUUGCAUGCUUCGUUCCCGACCGAUCCAGAGGAGUUUGAAGGUGUCCCCAUCGGAAACCUGGCAGACGAUGACUUUGAUUAUCUUUUAGACAAAAGUCUGUCCAAAAGGGAGCAGAGAAGACAGAGAUCCAAGAUUUCGAAGGCGAGACUCUAUUUCAAGAGGGUUAACUGGCAAGAGAAGGCAAGCGAGAAGUUCCUCGAGCUUAAGCUUAAAGAAAGAAAACAUGAGUCACACAAGGUGAGUUCCCUUCCAAGCGAUGACUUAAAAUAUGUACUCUAUAAAGAUGGAGCAGAAUGUCCAAUUUGCUUCUUAUACUUCCCAAAGCCGUUGAACAUAUCAAGGUGCUGCCAACAACCGAUUUGCACCGAAUGUUUUGUACAGAUCAAACGCCAAGCGCCCCAUUUCCCUCAUGAAGAAGUUGAUCCAACGAAAGAAGUAGAACCAGAUGAGAUGAAGGACCCCAAUUUAUUGGUCAGUGAGCCUGCCAACUGUCCAUAUUGUGCCACUGCGGAGUUUGGUAUCACCUAUGACCCGCCCAAAAAUAGGACCACCGGCAUCAACGGCAUUUACCCUUCGGAAUACCGUUUAUCAGAAUUCAGCGGUAAGGAUGGAGAACUUUCCAAUUCAUCCCAUAACAACAAUACCAGCAGCCCCAAUAUCGGUGGAGAAAAUAUUCAAACAAUGCGUAGAGGCUCUAUUCCUGCACACGACCCCUCUGUGAUUACCGCUGAUACUAUCAGGCCUGAUUGGGAAGUGAACUUAAACAAGGAAAGGCUAAGAUUGGCAAGAAGAUCAGCCAAUGCCACAGCCAUACAUAUGAGCAACCAAUUGAUUGACCCGGAAUACCCUUCAAGACAUGAAUCAUUUUCAUCAUCCAUUGGGGGCCCUGACACCCCACAUAGUCCAUCAAGGCGUCAAAAAACGUUGGAAGAUCUGGAUGAUGAAAUGGUUCAAAGGGCUAUCAAGUUAAGUUUACAAGAGCACUGA
Kluyveromyces marxianus DMKU3-1042 is the source of this 1449-nucleotide messenger RNA. It is a transcript of the gene SIP5, whose product is annotated as Sip5p. NCBI's taxonomy places the organism in Eukaryota, Fungi, Ascomycota, Saccharomycetes, Saccharomycetales, Saccharomycetaceae. The record is from RefSeq and is a predicted model, not a curated record. The transcript has a single exon. The coding region runs from base 1 to 1449 and encodes 482 amino acids. Gene Ontology annotation, cellular component: cytoplasm.